Otolemur garnettii (small-eared galago) is the source of this 1779-nucleotide messenger RNA. RefSeq names its product coiled-coil domain containing 173 (gene CFAP210). The transcript is spliced from 9 exons. Bases 40 to 1680 code for a protein of 546 amino acids. Lineage: Eukaryota; Metazoa; Chordata; Mammalia; Primates; Galagidae. The record is from RefSeq and is a predicted model, not a curated record.
UUUCCCAGGUCUGGGAGCGCCGCGGGCCGGUAGUCAGAGAUGCUAGUGCAGUUUGGACGGCGCUGUGGACAGGCGAAGGAAAGCACUGAGAUGAGAAACUCUGAAGAAGAUCAAGUUCCCUACCCACCUCUCCUGCCUAGCAAAGUAGAUCUCCAGCAGGUCACCAUAAUUCCACAUGAUGAAUGGGAAAGGAUUCAAGAUAGCCUUGACAGUCUGACAAGAGAAGCAGCAUGCCUUCGUGAAGAAAGAAAGGCAAAGAGAGACAUGCAUUUUCGAUCCCAAGAAGUGGUAAAACAUUGGACUAAUACAUAUGCAGGGAUGAAAGAACAGAAACUUGAAGCCAAAAAGAAGCGUAAUGAAGAAAUAGAGGCAGAAAGACAAAUUCUUGAUCUAGAAGAAGCAAUACAUAAACAAGGAGAAAGAAAAAAGGCCAUUGAAAAUGCAAAGCAAUAUCAGUUCUACCAGACAGAAAGAGUGAAAAACUUUCAUUCAGGACUUCUUCUUAGUAGAGUUAUGAAAGAACGUGAUGCUCAGAUCGAAUUCCAAAAGAGUAAGAGGAAGACAGAUAAAAAAUGGGAGGAACAAUUGAAACUCGAUAUUGAAAAAGCUUUUAAAGAAGAACAAGAAAAAGCAGAAAAACAACAUAGAGAAAGAGUGGCUCUUAGCAAAGAUCAUCUAAAACAAAUAAAGGAACGUAAAGAAGAAGAAGAAAGAAGGAAACAAUAUGAAGAAAAAGAUGCUAAGGAAAUAAAGCGACAGAAUUCAUUAUAUGAAAUAGAAAAGAGAAAAAAACAAGAAAAGAGAAAGGAAGAGAUACAUGAAAGCAGGAGACUGUUUUUUGAACAUAUACAUGAUAAAAAUAUCAUCAAAGCUGUAGAGCAACAGCAGCAAGAGGAAGAAAAUGAAAAGAUUAGAAAAUUUAUCAAAGCAAAAAAGCGUCUUACACUAAUGAGGAAAGAAAAAGAAGCUGAAACACACAGGCUAAUGGAGGACCGGAGAGAAAGAAUAAAUAACUUCUUGAGUAAGCUAAUGAAAGAGAAACUUGACAACGAAGAUUUGAUUAUUGCUAGAGAUAUUGCAGAAGCUGAGGCUGAAUGGGAAAAAAGAGAAAAAGAAAAAGAUGAAAAAAACAAAGCAGAAUUAAAAGCGAUUGCCGAACAUAGAGCCAUUGUGAUGAAAAAUAAAGAGGACGAAGAAAGACAAAGAAAAAUAGAGGCUAAAGAACAAUUGCUGGCUGUUUUGAAGGCAGAUCAGGUUUUCCGGGAACAUGAAAAGGAGAAAAAACACAAAGCAGAUAAAGAACGCCUUGAAGUUCAAGAUUCCCACAUUCAGCAGAUGGCCAAGAAUAAGUUUAAUGCAAAACAAGCAAAACAAGCAGAAUUAGAUUACUACAGACUUACUGAAGUUCUUGCGGCUGAAAAGGAGAAAGAAUUUCAAGAUUACGCCAGAGAAGUAAUUGAUCUUGAGUCUAAAACAAAUAGAUUUAUUUAUCCUCUUGUAAAGGCUGCACAGGAAGGACCUGGAGGUGGCCAUGGACCAGUUUUGGUGAACAGAGGUGGAUUAAGACCCAGCUAUCAGGCAACUGAUACUACUGGAGUGCAACUCCCUUUUUAUAACUCUAAAGGAUCAAAAUAUAAUAAUUUUCAAAAGUCUAAGGGAAGGCUAGGUUUUACAUGGUAGAAAAGUUUAUUUUUAAGAGAAGACUAAGUUGUAGCAAGGACCAACUGCAAAUGUAAAUGGAUUAUAUAAAAUUUCUGUUAAUAAAGAUAUUCUUCGUCU